AUGGAGCGUCGGAGCAAGAUGGAGUUUUUCCAGAAACUGGGCUACAGCCAGGAGGACGUGGUCAGGGUGCUGGGCAAACUGGGUGACAGUGCCUUGGUCAAUGACGUGCUGCAAGAGUUGAUCCAGACCGGCAGCCGCCCAAGGGCCCAGGAGGAUCCAGCCAAUGGCACCGGAGUAGUGCUGAUGCCCCGGGGAUGCUGCGGGGUCCGAGACUCUGCCCAGCAGGGCCUGGGAUCAGGCCUAGAAGAGGCUGGCGGAGAUCCAGCCAGCUUCCUGCGGCCCAUCGUGAUUGAUGGCAGCAACGUGGCUAUGAGCCAUGGAAAUAAAGAAGCCUUCUCUUGCCGGGGAAUUCGUCUGGCUGUGGACUGGUUCAGAGACAGAGGACACACCUACAUCAAGGUUUUUGUCCCCUCUUGGAGGAAAGAGCCAUCAAGGUCUGAUACCCCUAUCAGAGAGCAACACGUCCUGGAGGAGCUGGAACGGCAAGCUGUGCUGGUGUACACCCCAUCCCGCAAGGUGAACGGCAAGCGAGUAGUUUGCUAUGAUGACCGCUACAUCGUGAAGGUGGCCUAUGAGAAGGACGGCAUCAUUGUCUCCAAUGACAACUACCGGGACCUGCAGAACGAAAACCCAGAGUGGAAAUGGUUCAUCGAGCAGAGACUGCUCAUGUUCUCCUUUGUAAAUGACAGGUUCAUGCCUCCGGAUGACCCCCUGGGUCGCCGUGGACCAACACUCAGUAAUUUCCUAAGCAAGAAGCCAAGGCCCCCGGAGCCCUCCUGGCAACAUUGUCCCUAUGGCAAGAAAUGCACCUAUGGGGUCAAGUGCAGAUUCUACCACCCUGAGAGACCGCACCACGGGCAGCUGCCGGUGGCCGACGAACUCCGAGCAAAGACGCGGGCCUGGCCGGGUGGUGGCGCCGAGGAGCUGCGGCCACUGAGCGCCCGGAGCCGUCCAGCAGCAGCCCGGCUGCUUCCCCGGGAGCCCGGCGAGCACAACCUCCCGCUGGCCCCGCAGCCCGCGUCCCUGGCAGCCCUGAACAGGAGCCUCGCUCGGCUGACCUUCAGCGACACCGCGGCCAACGGCGUCGUGUCCCUGUCGCGUGGACCGGACUGGAUGCCCACGGGUGGCCCCACGUCCUGGGACUCGCCAUCCCUUCGCGUGGCCAGCGCUGCAACCCCAGGGUCGUCGGGUCUGCGGUGCCUCCGGACUCCGAGCAGCCCGCUUUCUCCUGGUGAUCUCGGGUCCCCAAUCUGCCCACAGGCCCAACCGUCUGACGGACACCGCUCCAGGGACAUGCACAGUGACCUGCCUCCCCAGCGCAGACCGCUGGAACAUCCGUGGGCCCUCCUGCCCAGCUCCUAUCGUUAUUUGAGCCACUCGGCCUGGGCAGAGUCGGCUUGGGGCGAGGGCACCUUUAGAGGACCUCCGGGGUCAGCACAGCCCGCCACCAAUGAUGGGGGAACCCGAGCUGCGCUCUGCAGCGUCUUCCCAUCUGACCGAGACGACCCUGUGAUGACCUCGGAUCCUGUGCUUUCAGACAUGGCUCUGCUCACCCUCCUUCAGAGAUCCCAAAAGACUGGUGCUCCAUUGGGGGAUCCUUAUGGGACAGGUUCAUAA
This is a messenger RNA of Arvicanthis niloticus (Nile rat), 1617 nucleotides long. NCBI's taxonomy places the organism in Eukaryota, Metazoa, Chordata, Mammalia, Rodentia, Muridae. The record is from RefSeq and is a predicted model, not a curated record.